GCGGAACGUCUGGAUCGAACAAGGACCUGGGAUUGCGCCGUUGAACGCACUAAUCACUGGGCUGCAGCUGCAGCUGUAGCUGUCACAAUCACCAAACAGCAGAUGACGAAGGCAAUGCAGUGACUGAGCCUGCCUCCUUCCUCCUCCCCUCUCUUUCUUCAUAUAAUCAUGCAGUAACAACUCAAUCAAAGCUUGAAAAGCCCUUCCGACCUUCGGCCUGAAUACAGUAGGUCUUAGCGCGCUGAUGGUGAGAUGUGAACGCUUUUCAAAUGAUUAUCAUCCUAGCCCAUCAAAUGAGACUGAAGACUGAUAUUAUUGCCCCCUUGGUCAUUUGUCAUUACUCAUUACCUAAGUUAGGUUAGCUAUGGACUCUAACCAACUUACCCCGCCACGCCUUAUCCUCGGCUCGACAACCACGAUCUGGAACGUCGAUAUAUCGCGGUAUCAAGCCCCUUCUCAUCAAUUUUAUGCGGACCCGUCACUACGGGAAUUCACUUACUCUCUGAUGGCAAACACAUCACUUCUCAAAGGGCUGUUCUUCGAUGUCUUUGGGACGGUUGUAGAAUGGCGCAACUGUGUGGCCAGCUCUCUGAGGGAAGCUGCCGAGCGGGCAUUGCGAGACCCUAAGAAAACACUUUCGUUGGCUCUGCGUGCCCGCGCGACGGCCAUGUCCUCUAACGACUGGCAGGAGUUGGUGGAAGAAUGGAGGGCGUCCUACGGCCAGUUCACAAGAAAAUUUGACCCAUCCCAAACUUUUAUCUCUAUUGAUGAACAUCAUUUCGACUCCAUCCAGAAGCUACUCCACCAGUAUGACUUGAAAGGACUGUUCACCGAGGAUGAACAAUGGGAGCUUGUUUUCAGCUGGCACCGACUCGAGCCGUGGCCGGAUUCAGUCAAGGGCCUUGAAUUGCUCAACCGCCGUUUCCGGACUUGCACUUUGUCCAAUGGCAAUAUCUCUCUCUUGAGAGACCUCCAACGCCAUGGAUCUCUUCCCUUCACGGAUAUUGUUAGUGCGCAACACUUUGAGGCAUACAAGCCGUCGCCGCAGGUGUACACUGGCGCAGCAAAGCGCUUUGGACUGGAUCCCUGCAAUUGUGCAAUGGUGGCUGCACACCUUUAUGAUCUGAAAGCCGCCAAGGCCCUAGGAUUUGCGACCAUUUAUGUGGAACGCAAUGAUGAGAAUCUCACUCCUCAAGAGAUUGCUCAAGCCAAAGAACAGUAUGUGGACGAGUGGGUCGACGGUGCCACGGAUGGGUUGAUCGAGGUCGCCCGGCGACUAGGCAUUCAAGAGGAACCUGACCUAGCCAGUACAUGCUCAGUCGGCUCAGACCUGGACUCAGUGUAA
Aspergillus uvarum CBS 121591 is the source of this 1345-nucleotide messenger RNA. Its product is annotated as haloacid dehalogenase, type II. The record is from RefSeq and is a predicted model, not a curated record. The transcript has 4 exons. Gene Ontology annotation, molecular function: hydrolase activity, acting on halide bonds, in C-halide compounds. Lineage: Eukaryota; Fungi; Ascomycota; Eurotiomycetes; Eurotiales; Aspergillaceae. The coding region runs from base 365 to 1345 and encodes 326 amino acids.